UCGCCAGGGAGACGCGGCACGCGCGCUGCUUCUGGUUGCCCCUGGCAACGCGGCCUAACGCAGCAGCGGCGACAGCGCGACUCACGCUCCAAGCUCAACCUCCUUUAACGACUGUGCGUGCACGCGCCAAUAUGAGCCAGAGACAGGUUCUUCAAGUGUUUGAGCAGUACCAAAAAGCACGCACGCAGUUCGUGCAGACGGUGGCCGAGUUGGCAACAAGAUCCCACAACAUAGACACGCUGCAGAAUGCCGGGGUGAUGGCUCUGUUGCGGCCGCUGCUGCUGGACGCGGUACCCACGGUGCAGCAGACGGCGGCGCUCGCCCUGGGUCGUCUCGCAAACCACAGCGAUGACCUGGCGGAGGCCGUUGUGCGAGGCGACGUUCUGCCCCAGCUCAUCUACUCGCUGUCCGAGCAGAAUCGCUUCUACAAGAAGGCGGCCGCAUUUGUCCUGCGUGCCGUGGCGCGCCACUCAGGGGAGCUGGCGGGUGCCGUGGUGGAGUGCGGGGCACUGGACGCCCUCACUGCGUGCCUCGAGGAGUUUGAUCCUGGGGUCAAGGAGGCGGCCGCGUGGGCUCUCAGCUACAUCGCCAGGCACAAUGCUGAGCUGGCACAGGCGGUGGUGGACGCAGGCGCGGUGCCGCUGCUCGUGCUGUGCUUGCAGGAGCCCGAGCUGGCGCUUAAGCGAAUCGCUGCAUCCGCGCUCAGCGACGUGAGCAAGCACACGGCGGAGCUUGCACAGACUGUGGUGGACACGGGCGCCAUAGCUCACCUUGCCCAGAUGGUGCUCAACCCAGACGCCAAGCUCAAGCGCCAAGUGUUCUCGGCUCUGAGUCAGAUCGCCAAGCACUCGGUGGAGUUGGCCGAGCUGGUGGUGGAGGCAGACAUCUUCCCAGCGGCGCUCAGUGGCUUGCGCGACCCCGAUGAGUACGUGCGCAAGAACGUGGCCACGCUUGUGCGGGAGGUGGCCAAGCACAGCCCCGAGCUGUCUCAACUGCUCGUAAACAAUGGAGCACUGGCUGCCAUCGUGGACUACGUGGGCGACAGCAUGGGCAGCGUGCGCCUGCCUGGCAUCAUGGCGCUUGGCUACAUCUCAGCACACGGGGAGACGCUCGCUCUGACCGUCAUCACUGCCAAGGCGGUGCCCCAGCUGGCCCUCAUCCUGGUGGAAGAGAAAGAGGAUUACAUCCGCGCCACGACGGCGUGGGGACUCGGCCAGAUCGGACGCCACACGGCCGAGCACGCGCGCGCCGUUGCCAUGAGCAACGUGCUGCCCCAGCUGCUACAGCUCUACAUGUCGGCCGACAGCUCCGAAGACCUGCAAGCUAAGUCGAAGCGCGCACUAAAGAACAUCCUGCAGCGCUGCGUGCACUUGCCUGCGCUCGAGCCCAUGCUCUACACUGCACCCCCCAACAUCCUCAAGCACGUGCUGGGCCAAUUCAGCAAGGUCCUACCCCAUGACAGUAAGGCACGCAGGCUCUUUGUGACGAGUGGGAGUCUCAAGGUCGUGCAGGAGAUCAAGGCGGAGCCGGGUUCGGCACUCUACGAAUACAUCAACACCAUCAAUGCCUGCUACCCAGAGGAGGUCGUCAGGUACUAUUCACCUGGAUACACAGAGGCCCUGCUGGAGCGAGUGGAAAGUUACGAGCCACUGCAAUAGCUCAUGGAGAUGGCGUUCCCAGACACAGGCAAGGAGGGUAGGGAAGUGAUAGGUAGCCAUAGAUUGGAAUACAUAAUUAGUCGCAUCUUUUCAUUGUGCCGGUAUCCACUUGGAAAAAUAUACAUGCAGUCGAAGCUCAUCUGAGACAGUGGUUAUUAUGUUUAAGUGGCAUGUCACCACCCUCAAUCUAUAGUCACCAACAGUCUGCAAUAACUUAACAUCAUGCACAUGUACAGCUCUUUGUCAAUCCAUUGCUGGAUGAGAGCCGCCCCACACAGUACAGGUCAUGGUAACUAUUUAAUCAUACUUCAUCACGCUGGUCAGUGCGGUUUGGGGAAGGUGAGGUGCAUAGAUCUUGAUGUGUAGAACAGCAGUAGAGCAAUGGAUGUUGCUGCAUUGGCCUCUGCUACCCACGACGUUACCCUGUAGCCUACAUUCAUGGUGGUCGCCCAUCCAAGCUCAAAUCGUGCUUACCUUUCUGAGAUCUAAUGAGAUCAGCACAUUCCAGAUGAUGUUAUCAUAGGCAACGUAACAUGUUAUGUAAUAUAUGCAAUAAAAUAUAUGACUCACGCAAAUUCCUAGAACUGGUUAUAUUUUUUUACAGUCAUUCAAUGGAACUAGUCCAACAUUUAAUAACAAAAAAUAUAAUGUAGAAUGUGCACAUUUAGUCUAGCAUACCACUGGUAAAGAUGUUGAGAACAUUUUUAGAUUGGCCCUUCGCAGGAAUAAUAGUGCAAGAGUUGCAGAAACAGUUCAUGCUUGUGUGGUCAGGUGUGACAAAAUGUGCCCUUUGGGAAGACUGUUAUGUUUUUGUUAUUGCUGACCACGUCUUAAAGAAGUGGGUUGAUCAGUUCUUACAGUUCAUAAUUAAUGGUUAAUGACGGAAGAAAAAAAUAUUUAAGGUGUACUUAGGUUUCUUAGAAUUCUGGAUGUUUUAAAUACAGCAAUAACUAAUGUACAAAUAAAUAAUCGGUGAAUAAAAAGUAAUAAAAUACAGAAUUUGUUGCGAUGGCUCAUGAUGCACAUGCACAAAUAACUAAAAACUCCCCACAUUCGACAAUAACACUGUACCCUUAAAAAUAUAUAUAAAAGGUGACGUUUUGUGCAAAAGUUCUUCUUAAUCGCACAUGAAGACGAAUGUGUUUAGUUUGUUAAUUAAAAAUAUAUUUUAAUUGUCACUGAGAGAAAUGGGAUAUGUCAGUGAGUGUAAAAAAAUCUGGCAUAAUUUUUUUUAUUAACCUGUUAUUUUAUGUAUGAGUUUACUCACGCAACAAGUUGAUUACACAAUGUGCCAUUGAAAUGUCCUCGUGUUAAGUGUUAGUUAUAGUCUCAAAGAGCUAGACUAAGAUAUUGUUAGGAUUAUUAGAUGUACAUUUCACUGUACGGGGCUCAGAAACCUUAUAAAUCCUAGGGUUGAGUAUCAGUGUCUGAAGCUCCCAAGAUUCAACUGAUACUUUUAGGAUGUUUAAGUACUUGGUCAGUGUAUCAAUCUCAACAGUGGCACGUCAUGCCUCCAGCUUAAGGAGGCAACAAAUUCUGCCUUGGGUUUUCCUGUUUCAGGUUACGCGUGCAGGUGGGUUAAAUGAUCAUUGUAAAUCAACAUGUGAUAAUGCACCAGUGCUGGGCUCCUUCCAAAAUAUGACUCCUGGGAAGCUGCAUGGCCUGCAUGUACUGUUUGUUGGAGGAAGUACUGUUGAUGAAACCACUACCAGCGAAUUUGAGUCACUCAAUAAAUCCACCUGGACGUGUCACCUGUGACUGGAAAACCCAAGGUAACAUUGUUGCCUCCUCAACCUGGAGCCCAGAACCGCCGCUGAAGCUUUUUGGAUUUUAUGGAUCAUUUUAAAUUCUUGAGGCUCAGAGAACUAGGCAGCUUUUUCGAAGAAACUUAGACUUUUUAUCGUCUGAAACUUGGAGAGCUAGAUUAUGGAAAAGAUUAUAAGGGUUCAGUAUGAAUUAACCAUAAGGCUCUGACCACUAUACAGAAGAGUUGAAUGUAAUUACGUCUGAAAUUAAAAUACAAAGGAUACCCCUAUUUAAUGGAAACGCACAGAAGAGGAAAUCAAAAACUAUCAAACUCUUUACUAAGCGCACAGAUUGAUACGAGUUGACUCCCACAAAUCAUGAAUUGUACAAAAUCUAUACGAACAAAAAUCAAAGUGUUGAUUUUAACUCAGACACAAGUUUAUGAUUAACUCACUACCACAUGUGGGUGGAAAGCUACUCACCCAGAUUUACACAAUUUUAUCCCUAAAUCCACCCAAUAAUUUAUUCUAGGACAUAAAAUUACACUUUGAUGUGUUUUUGGCAGUUAAAGAUCCAUUGACAUUAUCCCUGUGUUUUAACCAGGUCUUAGUCAGGUCCUCCAUAGACUGUCAGUUGACCGUGUGAUAUUUAAAUAUAUACACGUGUAUUUUACCACUUUAAUGCACAUGCUGACUCACCCUCUACCCCCAGGUUGACUCAUGUAGCUACGUCAUAUCACAUUAACAUGUGUUGCUAGUGGUGAUGUAAUUUUCUGAGAAUGUAG
Molecule: messenger RNA, 4188 nt
Organism: Petromyzon marinus (sea lamprey)
Lineage: Eukaryota; Metazoa; Chordata; Hyperoartia; Petromyzontiformes; Petromyzontidae
Gene: SPAG6
Product: sperm associated antigen 6
Biological process (GO): cilium movement
Cellular component (GO): microtubule cytoskeleton
Molecular function (GO): microtubule binding
Source: RefSeq, a predicted model, not a curated record